Messenger RNA from Paramecium octaurelia, 561 nucleotides. The record is from the annotation of a GenBank genome assembly. NCBI's taxonomy places the organism in Eukaryota, Ciliophora, Oligohymenophorea, Peniculida, Parameciidae.
AUGGGAGAUAUUUCCGAUUAAUUGAAUCAGUUGAUGCAAAAGUAUGAGCAGCUCGAAGUUUAGUGGAAAAAGGAGUGCGAUAGUGUUUAGAAGAAGGAUGAACUUAUAAAUCAAUUGAAAUUAGAGUUAAAUGAGAAAAAUAAAUUAAUUGUCACUUUAACAUCUGAAGUAGAUUCCUUGAAUGUCUACAUUAAUGAUUCCAUUUCUGAAAAAAAAUAAUAAACGAGCAAACUUAAUGAAUUAGAUAAAAAGUAUUAGAAGGUGAGAGAUGAAUAUAAUAAAUUAAAACAAAAAUUGAUUGAUCGUGAUCUUCACAUCCAAGAAUAAGAAAAAGAAUAUAAUCUGUUAAAUUCUUAAGUUUAAAGUGAGACUGAGCGUCUAAUCAAAACAUAUGAAAACAAAAUUUAACAAUUAGAAGAAGAAAAAGAUUAGUUGAAAUAGGUGAAUGAAUAGAAGGAAUAAAAAAUAUCAUCUGACAGCUAUAAAAAAUGGUUCAUUUUAUCUGUGGUUUUUUAUCCAUUGAUAUUUGGAUUGACCAAAUUCUUGAGCAAAAAAAAAUGA